ACGGUCCUGAGAAAUUACAGAAUUUGAAUAUUCAUGGACAAAUAUACAUACAUUCUAGUUAAUAUUAAGAGAGCCUUUUUUUAUUUUUCCAGUACAAUACGCGCUGUAGUGAAAUCAAAAUGUUACAAUCAGCGUUGGCACAAAAUAUGGAAAAUCAGACAUCCAUACUUGGUAGUCUGAUUCCAUUAACACUUGCAGGUGUGACCUUAGUUCUAAUAUUGUAUGAGAUAUGGUUCCGAAACCAACGAUAUGUACAGAUGGGAAAUAAAUUUCCAGGACCGAAAUCGAUUCCAAUAUUAGGAAAUGCUCACUUGGCUAUCGGGAAAUCCGCAGCAGGUAUAUUUGACUUGGUGUGCGAAAUGCAAGCAAAACUUAAGGUAACUACUGCUAGAGUUUGGCUUGGACCUAGGCUGAUCAUUGGAAUCGGUAAUGCAGAUGAUGCAGAAGUUAUAUUAGGAAACAGCACACAUUUAGAAAAAUCACCUGACUAUGCACUUUUUGAACCUUGGCUGGGUGAUGGAUUAUUAAUUAGUAAAGGUGAUAAAUGGAAGUCCCAUAGAAAAAUGAUUGCCCCAACUUUCCACACAUCAAUCUUGAAGUCCUUCAUGCCAGUUUUUAACAAAAAUGCAGCAGCUUUAGUUGCAUCUUUCAGAAAAGAGCAAGGAAAGAUUUUUGAUUGUCACGAUUAUAUGAGUAGUACAACUGUGGAUACUUUAUUAGAAACGGCAAUGGGUGUUACGAAGACGUCGUCAGAUAAUACUGGAUUCGAUUACGCUAUGGCUGUGAUGCGCAUGUGCAACAUACUUCACCAGAGACAUAUCAAGUUCUAUUUGAGACCUGAUAUACUAUUCAACUUGACUAGUUUUAGUAAAAUUCAAGUUGGCCUUUUGAAGAUAAUACACGCUCUUACAAACGCGGUAAUUCGAAGGAAGAAGGAAAAUUACUUUGAAAGACAAAAGAAAGGAGAGGAAAGUUUAUAUGGUCAUGCGGUGAAAACUAGCAAAUUUGAUGAUCAAGGUCAAAUCAUAGAACGCCAAGAAAUCAUGCCCAAUUACUUACGAGAUGAUUUGGAUGAGAAUGAUGAGAAUGAUGUUGGAGAAAAGAAGAGAUUGGCCUUUUUGGAUUACAUGAUUGAAGCCAGUCAAACUAAAGGGAACAUUUUGACAGAUGCUGAAAUCAAUGAGGAAGUUAAUACUAUCAUGUUUGAGGGUCACGACACGACUGCGGCUGCUUCAAGUUUCACUUUAUGCAUCUUAGGUAUAUAUCCCGAUAUACAGCAAAAAGUUUUCGCUGAAUUGAAAGAAAUAUUUGCUAAUGAUCUUCAUAGACCAAUUACGUUCAAUGAUACCAUGCAAAUGAAAUACCUAGAAAGGGUAAUCUUUGAAACCAUGCGAAUGUAUCCACCAGUACCUAUUAUUGCUAGAAAAGUGAAUGAAGACGUCAAAUUAGUAACUGGUGAUUACACGAUUCCUGCAGGCACUACAGUCAUUAUUUCUCAAUUUUAUAUUCAUCGCAAUGAGAAACACUGGAAAAAUCCAACAAAAUUCGAUCCUGAUAAUUUCCUACCCGAAAACUGCCAAGGCAGAAAUUAUUAUUCAUACAUUCCCUUCAGCGCUGGACCUAGAAGUUGCGUAGGAAGGAAAUAUGCAAUGUUAAAGUUAAAAGUACUUCUCGCUGACGUAAUAAGAAAAUUCGAAAUAAUAUCAUUGGAUCGAGAAGAGGACUUCAAAUUACAGGCUGAUAUUAUUUUAAAGAGAGAAGAAGGGUUCCAUAUUAAAGUAGUUGAACGCACUUGAACAUUUAUUUGAAAGUACAUUCCUUGUAACGAUAUCUAUGCUCAAUGUUUAUUUAAAUGUUAUUAACUAGUUAAUAAAAAGUUGGUUUUAUCAAAA
Molecule: messenger RNA, 1892 nt
Organism: Diorhabda carinulata
Lineage: Eukaryota; Metazoa; Arthropoda; Insecta; Coleoptera; Chrysomelidae
Gene: Cyp4g7
Product: cytochrome P450 4g1-like
Exons: 12
Coding region: 120-1796 (558 amino acids)
Molecular function (GO): monooxygenase activity; heme binding; iron ion binding
Source: RefSeq, a predicted model, not a curated record